GUACUGGCCGUUCAAUCUGUGCUUUACUUUUCUAUUUACUUGCCAGAAAUGCAAAGAAUAUUGUCAUAAAUAUUUCACAAUCACGUGAAAAUAAAUCAUACAAAUUAUUUUAAAUGAUGUUUUAAUUUAAAACUUAUUUAUUUACACAAAUCGGCUAAUCAAUUUUGAACUGACCAGAAGUAAAAUUUUGGAUGGAUUAUUUGAAUACCCUUGAAUUAGAUUCAACAAACAGAAGAUCGCAUCGUGUGCGGUCUUGGUACCUAUAUGAACAAUACAAGUCACUAGAAAGGCAUCAAUUAGAUGCCGCUAAGAGAUUAAAAGAUAAAUCUUAUCAAGAAAAGAUUUUGCGCCAGGAGCUUUUCGAACGAAAUGCUAGGAGAAAGCUUUACGAUCAAUAUGGUUCAUGUCGUAGUGAACCUGGAAAAAAGAAGACUAUGAAAAGCAGUGACACCAAAACAACCUUGAGCGCGAGUGCAGAUGAUUUCUUUGAAAGCUUCUGUGAACUUCAUGAGGAUGAAAACGUAACACACAUUACUGAAAAUGAUUCGUCUGAUGACUCUUUUAGUCAAGACGACUCUGUUAUAUUGAAGUCGUUCACUGAAGAUUUUAAGAGUAUCGAAGACCCAAAAGACGACAAUAGUUACGCGGAGAGUGUUAAAAGUGUUAUUGAAAAUAAUAUGAAGUCUAUGGAAAGUCUCGAUAAAACGCUUAUGGGAGCAGUUAUUGCAAAAGACCUAAAUUUACAACUUGAGGAAGCAAAAGAAAAUAUAGAGUGUAUCGAAAAAUUCAUUGAAAUGAGCGACAUCGAAAAGGCCUCAGAAAAUGAAAGCGGUAUGUCCGCAGUGGAGUAUAAAAAUAAACAGAGUGGUACAGAAAAUAAGAAAUUUAAACCACAGAACAAUGUUAUUACGAUCUGGUCACGCUUAGUAACGUUUGCUUAUCAGAUUAUAAAAAUUAACCACGGUAAUUGCCACUACGACUAUAGCUCUCAAUUUUUAACGGCAGUGCUAGCUUGUGAUGUGCUGCGCAGGGGCAUCAGUAGAAUGUCCUUACGUUUCACCAAUAAAAUUUGCUACUGAUGAUGAAUCUGACUCUUCAGUAGGACACUAUAAAAUCGCAAAACGAAAACAAAAACAUUUGAAAAAAAAUGGGACAUCAUUUGGAUGCAAGAUAAUUCCAAAUCACAAAGGGGAGUUUACUAGAAAACAUGGAUUAACUAAAAAAUAUUGCUCCGAAGAUUACUGGCGACAAAAUUCUAAAAGUUCCGUAGAUAGAUACAAAAGAAAAAAGAAUACCAAGUGGGCUAGUGAACCUUGGCGAAGUGUGCCUCGAUUUACCAUAAACAAAGACCAUAAUGAACACUCCUCAUGUGAUAGUAUUUGGCCUGAAUUUUCACACGAAAAUAUUUUGAAGAAAAAUCAUUCAUAUGACUGCUCUUGUUGUAAACGAUUUAGAAAUCCGAUGUUAAAAAUAGCUCGAUACAUUGACAGGAUGUUAAAAGAUUUGGAGGAUUGUUAUUAAAUGCGAAAAAUCUGCUAA
Manduca sexta (tobacco hornworm) is the source of this 1539-nucleotide messenger RNA. RefSeq lists its product as uncharacterized. The record is from RefSeq and is a predicted model, not a curated record. The transcript has 5 exons. NCBI's taxonomy places the organism in Eukaryota, Metazoa, Arthropoda, Insecta, Lepidoptera, Sphingidae. Bases 192 to 1079 code for a protein of 295 amino acids.